AGCUUCUACUAGUAGUAGUGUACUACAUGCUGUGAAUGAAGAGAAGCACGAACAUCGAAUUCCGUUCAACUGAUUCCAGCAAGUCGGGAAUAGAAGUUUGAAUUCUGUAGACCAGAGGUACAGUAGAGUGAGUAGAGAGCUAGCUAGAGCCUACACUAGCCUACAGGGAUUGCUGUGAGCAGUUCGUAUUGCUUUGCCAACUACUGCAUACCGGUAUCAGUAUCACCCUAAAGCCAAAAUAGGAACUCCGAUAUUUUGAAAGAAACCAGUAUACUACUAGUAGGCGAAGGAAGGAAAAGGGCGGUCCACGCGGCAACCAUGAGCAAGGACAACAUGGAGGGUGCUAAUAAUGGCGGAGAGUCCAAGACCACGACUGAUAUCACUGUAGCUGAUGCACUAGCACCGGUCAACGGCACUGCUGAUGAUGCCGAGGGGGACAGCAAACAAGCAUCAGCAUCAUCCAGCAGAGCUGCCAAGUCCAGAGCUAGUCCGAAGAAGACCAAGUCCAGUGCGUCCAUCAAAUCACGAGCUACACCUCCGCCGAAAUUGCGCCGCCGUCUGUCAGCCAAGGAUAGCGAUGUAUCGGAUUCGGAUGGCGGCGGCGAAGCGGGGGAGAAGGUGGAAGACAAGGCAGGCACUUCUGGUGAGGCGGGAAUGCCGUUGAGCGAAGAUAUGCUACCUGUGGCAGUGAGUGGCAUUGUGGAAGAAACACCAUCAACAAUCAAGCUACUUGAGAGUCAGGUCAUGGAGAAAUCCAGCACAGCUGCUGGAGACGGAGUUAGCGCAACAUCAGUGAAGAGUGAAGUAGGAACAGCAGCAGCAGCAGCAGAGAGAAACAGUGCCGGUGCUAAUAGUCACCCUGGUUCAGCCACGAGUCAUAAGAUGCCGCAGCAAUACACUCACCACCAGCAGCAGCAGGAGCAACCUACUAAUGGACACCAUGCCCAGUCAGUCACCAGUCCACUGGAUGCGUUGCCAUCCAGUCCGACCCGGAGUCGUGUUUCAGCCUCCACCGCUGAGCCCACCACGUCCAGUGAUGCCAGAAUACAGAUGCACAGUCACAAUGCAGCUGCUGCUGGUGAUGACUCUUCUUCAGCAGCAGCGGCCGCCGCCGCUCGCUUUUCAAGACAUCAGUCACAGCCGCACGUGCAAAUCAAGGCCGGUGAUGCCCGCCAUCGCGGCGAUCAAUCCGUUGAGACAACGAAGACCAUGAGCCAGAUGGCCAAGGAGCGUCCGCUUGUACAGAAAGCGCAUUCGUACCGCUACGAGCCGCCAGCCACACCCCUACCCGAUGACUCAUUGUCAGAAACCAAGACUGAGCUGAUAAAGCGCGUACAGGGACAGUUGCAGCAGUGGGAGAAACAGCUGGACCACAUUCAGACUGGGAGAGAGCAGGCUGACAAGCAGCAUAAGCAUGAGCUGCGCAAAAGCAAGACACUGAUCCACGAGCUGAAAGUACAGAACGAUGAGAAAGAACGGCAACGUCGUCAACUGGAUGAGGAGAGAGCACGUCUAGCUGAACAACUGCUGAGUACAACUGAUGAUCUGGUGGACAGGGAAACGACGUUGGAACAGACUCAGGACCAGCUGAAGCAGUAUGAAGAAGCAUGUCAAGACUUGGAAGAGCAGAGGACAAGCUUAGAGACUGAAGUGGCUCAACUGGACGACGAGCUGCAACAGAACGAGGUGCUUAGAAGGCGGCUCAACGAGCAAGUCACCCAACUGCAAGGACAGCUGGCUAUCGAAGAGCAGCGCAGUCGCUUCUGCAUUCUACUAUAAGGGCAUCACUGGGGCUAGAGAGCACAUAGCCACGAAGCAUUGCCAGUGAACAGACUAGACUUAGCUCAGUGAUCUGGUACGGUGUGACUCAUGCCAGCACAUCCCCAGCUACGCUUUUGAACGCUGCAUUCUCUAUACUGUCUGCUGCAGUGUUGCUGCUAAGAAUACUCUCUGCUGCAGUGUUGCUGCUAAGCUAUCUCUAUACUCUCUGCUGCAGUGAAUAUUUCGGAAUAGUAUAAGGCUAUAAGCCCGGGAGAAGCUUUCUUACAAACCAAUUGACGACGUUGAUGAGCAAGCAGAGUGUACGAUGCCUCUACUUACAAGUACAACUUGUAGUAAAUUACUAGUAUGCAAUUUUGAAUUUUAGUACUUGAAGUAUUCGCCAUUCCAAAAUUGAUUCUUUUUUUAAGCGUGAGUCAAUACUGAAUAGUGAGUGA
Sycon ciliatum is the source of this 2216-nucleotide messenger RNA. Its product is annotated as myosin-14-like. The record is from RefSeq and is a predicted model, not a curated record. Bases 319 to 1779 code for a protein of 486 amino acids. NCBI's taxonomy places the organism in Eukaryota, Metazoa, Porifera, Calcarea, Leucosolenida, Sycettidae. The transcript has 7 exons.